AUGGUCCACCACGCACCAGUAGCUGUCUCUGCACCCGGGAAGGUAUUACUGGCUGGUGGGUAUCUGGUGCUUGACCGCGAGUUCACUGGUCUGGUCUUCGGGCUUGAUGCCAGGUUGCAUGUGAUUGUGCAGCCCAUACCAACGAGGAAUGGUGUCACGUUGAACGAGAUUGUGGUGCAGUCGCCGCAAUUCCAGGAUGCGGUUUGGGAGUAUGGGUAUAGGCUCACUGAACGGGAUGGUGGGAUGAAGGUUACGCAGUUGAGGGUCGACGCAGACCUCAAGCUCAACAGCAAUACUUUCGUGGAAACGACUUUGAGCUAUGCUCUGAGCUAUAUGUCUAGUAUGGCCAAGCCAACCAUUACGCCAGCAUCGAUCACAAUCUUGGCAGACAACGACUACUACUCCACCCCGAGUGAUCUAGCCAAUGGCUCAAGUACACCCCCCCGCUUCCACGUCUUCGGCACACCCAUCUCAAAAGCGCACAAGACCGGUCUAGGCUCCUCUGCUGCACUGGUCACAGCACUCACAGCGGCCUUACUCACUUACUACCUACCAAAGGACACACUAGACCUCUCCACCGAACUCGGCAAACGCCACCUCCACAACCUAGCCCAAGCCGCCCACUGCGCAGCCCAGGGUAAAGUCGGCUCCGGCUUCGACGUCGCCAGCGCAGUCUACGGCAGCUGUCUCUACAGGCGCUUCUUCCCUGCCAUCCUCAGUAACCACGCCGAACCGGGCCAGGCGAACUUCGGCACCCAGAUUAAAGCUAUAGUCGACGAAUCUGAUGAGGUUCAGUGGGAUCACGAGAUCCUUAAGAAUGCUGUCAAGGUUCCCAGGGGGCUGCGGCUGGUGAUGUGUGAUGUCUCGCAUGGUUCGCAGACGCCGGGGAUGGUCAAGCAGGUCUUGGCGUGGCGAAAGGAGAAGCCGGAUGAGGCUAACGUGAUCUGGGGGCAGCUUCAUAAGCAUAAUUCUGGGCUUGCGGAUGAGCUUAAGAUCGCGGCCGAGUGUCCUAGUGGCGAGGAUCAGUAUAGCAAGGUUACUGAACACUUCAGGAGCAUCCGAUCGCUCAUCAGGCAGAUGUCGGAUAAGAGUGGUGUGCCGAUCGAGCCUCCCGAACAGACGAAAUUACUCGAUGCCUGUGAGAAGAUUCCUGGAGUAGUUGGUGGCGUCGUGCCUGGUGCAGGUGGAUAUGAUGCCAUUUCUGUCCUGGUACGAGACGAUCCUGACUCUCUCGCACAACUCCGCGAUCUCCUAUCAGGCUGGCGCUUCAUGGGUGGGAUUGAUGGCGAAGAAAUCAGUGGUCGCGUGAGUAUGCUCGGUGUACGGGAGGAAAUGGAAGGGGUCAGGCCUGAAAAAGCGCAUGUGUAUAAACAAUGGCUUCCGUAA
Messenger RNA from Recurvomyces mirabilis, 1386 nucleotides. It is a transcript of the gene ERG8, whose product is annotated as phosphomevalonate kinase. NCBI's taxonomy places the organism in Eukaryota, Fungi, Ascomycota, Dothideomycetes, Mycosphaerellales, Teratosphaeriaceae. The transcript has 2 exons. Bases 1 to 1386 code for a protein of 461 amino acids. Gene Ontology annotation, biological process: ergosterol biosynthetic process; isopentenyl diphosphate biosynthetic process, mevalonate pathway. Gene Ontology annotation, molecular function: ATP binding; phosphomevalonate kinase activity. Gene Ontology annotation, cellular component: peroxisome. The record is from RefSeq and is a predicted model, not a curated record.